Messenger RNA from Menidia menidia (Atlantic silverside), 3838 nucleotides. The record is from the annotation of a GenBank genome assembly. Lineage: Eukaryota; Metazoa; Chordata; Actinopteri; Atheriniformes; Atherinopsidae.
UUUUUUUUCUUUCUUCUUUUUUUUUAACCACAGUGUUAAACAGUAACAGUGUUUGUGACAGCAGUAUUAUCUGGAUCGUACCAACUGGGGGUAUAAGACGGACAGGUACACGUAGCCAAAUUAUCACUAUAAAGAGAUAAAGUAAGCAAGGAAACAAUUUUUGCGAGAAAAUAUUUUCUUUUCCAUAGUUGACAGAGGCUCUGAAAGUGUGAAUAACCAAUAUCUUAAAAAAUACCACCCUCAAACAAUUUAACACCCCUGCGUUUCGCAAACCCUUUUUCAAAGUUCACCUGUUGACUGUGCCAGUGAGGCAUUCAAGUGAUUCCUCCUCCCCACCAACCAAAACUCAAAAUGGUGCUGGCGAUACCUGAUUAGAGAAAGCAGCUGCGUUCAAAGUUAUGCCCGAAUUACAUUUUUAGGGCAGUAUUAGUUGUACAAUUAACAGUUAGGUCGUUAGUGAGAGCAAGGAAUCUGGAUUGAAAAUGUUUUGGACCGUGAUCAUCGCUGUUUUUUUAGCGACAGAGUCCACCCAUGGCAUUUCAGUUCAGUGUAGAACCAAGAGGUAUGUUGUCAUCCUCUUCCAGCCCGUCACCCUCAACUGUGACUUUCAGACGAGUGCCUCUCAGCCUCCCGUUGUCACCUGGAAGUACAAAUCAUACUGCCGGGACCCGAUUCAGGCUGCACUCAAUCCCAGCAGUGCAGCGAACGCCCUGGCUAACGCCAACCCAAACUAUGACCCCAACAUUGAAUGUGCCGACAGCCAAAGGACGGUCCGCAUAGUGGCCUCAAAGCAGGGUGAAGCCGUGACCCUCGGCAAAGAAUACCAGGGUCGCAAGAUCAGCGUCAACAGCAAAGCAGACCUGAACAUAGCGCAGACAGCGUGGGGAGACAGCGGAGUUUAUGUUUGCUCCGUCGUCUCGUCCCAGGAUCUUUCAGGAAACAGCGAAGAUUACACCGAGCUGAUUGUUCUGGAGAGAAAGUCAAAUACUACUGACCUCCUGCCUGGCAUUGACUUACUGGUUAUGGAAGAUUGGCUCCUGGUGGUUCUGGUGGUUCUGGGCUUCCUUCUUCUGCUGCUCCUGAUUGGGAUCUGCUGGUGUCAGUGUUGUCCGCACACGUGCUGCUGCUACGUCAGCUGCCCCUGCUGUCCUGAGAAGUGCUGCUGUCCACGAGCCUUGUAUGAGGCAGGAAAAGCAGUGAAGAAAGGUGUGCCGAGCCACUACGCCCCCACCCUCUAUGCUCCCAGUUUGUAUGCACAGCCAAUGUAUGUUGGCCAACAAGGCAACCAGCCCGCCAUGCCCAUGCUUCCUCUUCCCAACGGAGCCGGACCGGCCCCUCCCCACAAUGGCUACGGACGUGACUACGAUGGUGCCAGCUCUGUGGGACAGGGAUCCCAGGUGCCUUUGCUGCAUGAUCAGGAUGGUGGAGGAGACCACACUCGCAGUGGGUAUCGAAUUCAGGUGGAUCCGGAUGGGAAUGCCACACGUGCCAUUUACUAUUUGGAGAAGGAACUUGCAACGUUAGACCCAUCCAAACCUGCCAACUACAACCGAUUGGACAACAUGAGUGAGGUCAGCUCAUUGCACGACGGCCUGGAUCCUCGGGGGCGAGGGGGCCGCUCUCAGCCUCCGCCUCUGGCCACCGUCUACGACAGGGAUGAAGCCAUGAGCACCAUCAGCAGCGUGUCUCAGCAAGGCUACCGCCGGGACGACUACCCCCGCCGCGGCGGGGGCUACAUGGGGGAUCGGGCCCGCGCCCGCUCCAUGGACAACCUGGAUGACAUCGGGCGCAGAGGCCAGAGAGACGACUAUCCACCCCACCGCCGUCCAGAUGAGCCCAGAGGCAGGAGGGGCUCUGACAGCGAGUGGAGCAGCAGCGCUCGCGGCGGCUACGACCGAAACUACGACGAGCGCAGACGCCGGGACCACUCCCCCGACGACCGCGGCAGAAGAGAGGGAGGGGCCUACGGCGGCCUGGCAGGGCGCCGCAGCCACAGCCGCGACGACCUGAUGGAGCUGGAGCGGAACCGCAGGAACGGCGGCGGCGGCAGGGGGGGGCGGGACGAUUACGACGACAGCUUCCUGCGAGAAGCCAUGGAGAGGAAGAGGCUGGGCGAGCAGCAGAGGGCGCGCAGCCGCGAGCGGCUGGACAGCGACAGCGAGCGCUCGGAUCGAGGGAGGGCGCCACGCGGGCCCCCCCCUCUCCCAGUGAGCCCCCCAUCUGGGUACGCCGGUCGCCGAGAUGACUACCCACCUCCGAUGCCCCCCCCAUACAGCGACAACGAAAGCGUGUCGUCCUCAAAGAAGAGCAACCUCCGCAAGGCAAAAUGGAGCCGUGAGCCGAGAGAGCCUGGUCGUGUAAGGAAACAAACCAAAAAAAGCCAGCGUGAUGUUGGAUGCAGCUCUUAGCGCUACAAGAACUGAAAGUUGCCUUUUUCCAAGACUGUAAAUAUUACGCAAUCUACUAACAAUCUACUAACGCGCAGAAUUGAACAGAGUGCUGAUUUUUGUGCUUCAUUUUGAGAUGAAAUUAUAAACUUUUUUUAAACAAGUGUAACCGCUCCGAUGAAAGUUUGUGUGCCUUUCCAUUCAUGAAAAAUUGUGGCUGCCACAAGUGCCUUAAAGUGUACAGAGUUUUGUUUGUAGGCGUAAAGUCAUAUUAAUUAACACUUAACAUAGUCUUAUCAGGUUUGAAUGUUCACUAUUAUAUAGUUUUACUAAACUGAUACAGGUCCUGAUGAAGUUCUGUUGGGGUCUUUUUGUUUUUUACUUGUCUGUUUACUUGUUGUAUUUUGUUAAAGAAACUAUGAACAUUUAAAUUAAUCUGUUUUAUCUUUUCUUUUUGCUUUUAGUCAUCUUGGUAUGCUCACUCUAUAGACAUUUCCAGCAGAUUACUCAUUAUAGAUUUUAUUGUCUUUUCUAUUUGCGUGUUUUAUCUCAGCAUGCUGUACAACUGAGAAGUAAUAGCCUUUGCAGUGCAAGUGUUAAUGAUGAUUUUACAAUAAAAGACUAAUUUCCAGGCCAUUUAUUGGACUUUAGUUGAGUGUUUCACCACUAGAUGUCACCAUCUUCUUAGUUUUUCUAGAUAAUGAUGCAAACUUUGACCAUAUCCGUUUUGUACAUUUUGCAUUGCUUUUGUAUUUAGAAAUGGAAAAAAAUAAGAUUUUUAUGGAUAAUUAUUUGGAUAGUGAAAGUUUACUUGUCUUUCCAUAAGAUUUUAUACUUAAAAGAUGGACACAAAAACAGGAAAUACCAUACAACAAAAACAGCUCCAGAAAUUCCAAAGGCAUUCAUCUCUGCCUUAAGUCUAUCGGAAUCUAUUAAAAGUUUAGGCUUAACAAAGAUUUAAAGCAGAAACGUUUUGUCAAGAUAUUUUACAUGUUUAAUUUCUGUCGUGUCCUCAGUUUUACUGUUGAGUGUAUGGCUACGUGUACAUGUGAAUAAAUAGAGAAUAAUUUCAUAUGUAAAGGACGAGUUACUCUGUUUGGUGUGAUCCAUUAGAAACAAGUACAAUUUCCAGAGUGUGCAUUAACUGUUGUCACGUGAGGCAAAACAAAACAUUCAUACCAACAAUAUAAAUUACGACCUAUAAUUAUUCAUAUAUAACAAACUUUGAGAGCUUGUUGGCUAUAAUUUGUCAUAUGUCAGAGGCGGUGUAAGGUUCAUGUGAAUUAGAUGAACUAUUUUGUUCUGGCUGUCUUAAAGCGGGUGGUUUUAAAUGCAGGUGGAGAUAAAUUACGUGAUUCACAUUAAAAAGCACCUUUUGAAAAACCUUUAUCAUUGCUUUAUCAUUGUAGAACACCAUCUUAGAGUUUAAACCAUGAGCCUUUUUAAACGGU